Molecule: messenger RNA, 9524 nt
Organism: Pezoporus occidentalis (night parrot)
Lineage: Eukaryota; Metazoa; Chordata; Aves; Psittaciformes; Psittacidae
Gene: CLASP1
Product: cytoplasmic linker associated protein 1
Exons: 44
Coding region: 486-5408 (1640 amino acids)
Biological process (GO): establishment of mitotic spindle localization; mitotic spindle assembly
Cellular component (GO): basal cortex; cytoplasmic microtubule; kinetochore
Molecular function (GO): microtubule binding; kinetochore binding
Source: RefSeq, a predicted model, not a curated record
GGCUCCCGCCGAGCCGCCACCAGCGUCGCCUUGGCAACCGAGCCCGCCCGUAACGGCCGCGGAGGGCGUGCCGCGAAGGUACCGCCCCAGUGCAUGCGCAGUGCGCCCGCUGACCUCACCGCCGCCGAGCUGUGGGGGCUUCCACCACCUACCAUAGAGACCCGCGGGAGGCGCGUCCUCUCUAGCCUUCGGCUCACUCUCUAUGAAUGGACUGCUGAAUUUGGAAUUAUUGCAGACUCAACAGUACAGCACAGCUCAUUGUUUCGUCUAUUACUAGUUAUUUAAAUUGGACUUUUAAUAUCCUGCCAGCUGCUGUUCACACACACAUGGUGCAUUGUUGCCAUUCUCAGAAUUGCAUCUUUGAAACCCAGACCCUCAGUAACCUUCAUCGAACAAAGAGGCGACCUCCUGCGUACAUUCAUAGAGGGAUUUUUCGAACCUGCUGCCCUCUAGCUUUCUUGCUGGUGCUGUAUUUGUGAGACACCAUGGAGCCCACUAUGGAGUACUGCUUAGCACAGGUGCUGCAGAAAGAUGUUGGAAAGAGACUUCAGGUUGGCCAGGAAUUGAUAGAUUACUUCUCAGAUAAACAGAAGUCAGCUGAUCUUGAACAUGAUCAGACUAUGCUGGAUAAAAUGGUUGAUGGACUGGCCACUUCUUGGGUCAAUUCCAGCAAUUAUAAGGUGGUUCUUCUGGGGAUUGACAUAAUUUCUGCAUUAGUAUCCCGCUUGCAAGAUCGCUUCAAGGCCCAAAUUGGCACAGUGCUGCCAAGUUUACUUGAUAGGCUGGGAGACUCUAAAGACUCAGUGAGGGAGCAGGAUCAGACCUUGCUGCUGAAAAUCAUGGAACAAGCUGCUAACCCUCAGUACGUGUGGGACAGGAUGCUAGGAGGAUUCAAACACAAGAAUUUCCGGACAAGAGAAGGGAUUUGCCUCUGCCUUAUUGCAACGCUCAAUGCAUCUGGAGCUCAGAGUUUAACACUGAGUAAGAUAGUGCCACAUAUAUGUAACUUACUUGGAGAUCCAAACAGCCAGGUUCGAGAUGCAGCAAUAAACAGCCUUGUGGAAAUAUACAGACAUGUUGGUGAACGUGUAAGGGCUGAUCUCAGUAAAAAAGGAUUACCCCAGUCUCGGUUGAAUGUAAUUUUUACAAAAUUCGAUGAGGUCCAAAAAUCUGGAAACAUGAUCCAGAGUUCAAGUGAUAAAAUUUUCGAUGAUGAAGACUCCAUGGAUGGGAACAGACCUUCCUCAGCUAGCUCCUCUACAUCUUCAAAGGCCCCUGCAAACUCACGCAGAGUUGGGAUGGGGACUACCCGCAGACUUGGGUCUGCAGCUCUGGGCUCCAAGUCCUCAACAGCCAAAGAGGGAGCAGGUGCUGUGGAUGAAGAAGACUUUAUUAAAGCAUUUGAAGAUGUCCCAACAGUUCAGAUUUAUUCCAGCCGUGAUCUUGAGGAAUCCAUAAACAAAAUAAGAGAGAUACUAUCAGAUGAUAAGCAUGACUGGGAACAGAGAGUUUCUGCAUUGAAAAAGAUACGCUCCUUACUUUUGGCUGGAGCUGCAGAAUAUGAUAACUUCUUCCAACACUUAAGACUUCUGGACGGAGCAUUUAAAUUAUCUGCUAAAGACCUGCGGUCUCAAGUAGUACGAGAGGCUUGUAUCACGUUGGGACAUUUAUCAUCAGUUUUGGGAAACAAGUUUGACCAUGGGGCAGAAGCCAUCAUGCCAACAAUUUUUAAUCUAAUUCCGAAUAGUGCCAAAGUCAUGGCCACUUCUGGUGUUGUAGCAGUUAGAUUAAUCAUUCGACAUACACACAUCCCUCGAUUAAUACCCAUCAUAACCAGUAAUUGUACCUCCAAGUCUGUUGCAGUUAGAAGGCGCUGUUUUGAAUUUUUAGAUUUGCUGUUGCAGGAGUGGCAAACACACUCCCUAGAAAGACACAUAUCAGUGUUAGCUGAAACAAUAAAGAAGGGAAUUCAUGAUGCAGACUCUGAAGCCAGGAUAGAGGCAAGAAAGUGUUAUUGGGGUUUCCACAGUCACUUCAGCCGAGAGGCAGAGCAUUUGUAUCACACCUUGGAGUCUUCCUACCAGAAGGCUCUGCAGUCACAUUUGAAGAACUCUGACAGCAUCGUGUCCUUGCCACAGUCAGAUCGCUCUUCCUCCAGCUCCCAGGAGAGUCUCAACCGUCCUUUGUCUGCCAAAAGAAGUCCUACUGGAAGUACUACAUCCAGAGCAUCUACAGUAAGUACAAAAUCUGUGUCAACACCAGGAUCUCUGCAGCGAUCCCGCAGUGACGUCGAUGUGAAUGCAGCAGCUAGUGCCAAGUCAAAAGUGACGUCUUCUGGAUCAUCCACCCCCUUCAGUUCUGCUGCAGCCUUGCCCCCAGGCUCAUACGCAUCACUAGAUGGUACUACCACUAAAACUGAGGGAUUUUCUAUUUUUUGGAAGACUGAAGAUCAGGGAGAGUUACAACAACAUGGCACACCACAGCUAGAGCAUGUGAAGGAUGAGUUUAAUCACUGUCGGAUUCGUACAAGGAGACAGAGCUCUGGCAGUGCCACAAGCGUCACCUCAAUGCCUGCUGAUACCCGAGGCCGCAGCCGGGCUAAAGUAGUUUCCCAGUCCCAGCGAUCCAGAUCAGCUAAUCCUGCUGGUGCUGGUAGCCGGUCCAGUUCCCCGGGUAAGCUCUUAGGAAGCGCCUAUGGUGGCCUGAGUGGUGGAACAUCCAGAGUCCAGCCAGUGCCAUCAUCUUCAGAGAAGCGCAGCAAGAUCCCUCGGAGCCAGGGAUGCAGUCGAGAGACGAGUCCCAGCAGAAUAGGACUAGCACGGAGCAGUCGUAUCCCCCGACCCAGCAUGAGUCAGGGGUGCAGUCGUGAUACCAGCCGUGAGAGCAGUCGAGAUACAAGCCCUGCUCGGGGCUUUCCUCCACUUGCUUCUCGACGUCAUUCCAGGUCCACUAGUGCUCUCUCCACUGCUGAUUCUGUUGGGCAGUCAGACCGGUUUGGACUCGGACAGCCAGGCAGGAUGCCUGCUUCUGUGAAUGCCCUGCGAGUCCUGAGCACAAGCACAGAUCUGGAGGCUGCUGUGGCCGAUGCACUGCUGUUAGGAGACUCCAGGAGCAAGAAAAAAACAGUGAGAAGAAGAUAUGAACCCUAUGGGAUGUACUCCGAUGAUGAUGCUAACAGUGAUGCAUCAAGUGCUUGCUCAGAGCGCUCCUAUGGUUCCAGAAAUGGGGGCAUUCCACACUACCUGCGGCAGACUGAAGAUGUGGCUGAGGUUCUGAACCACUGUGCCAGCUCCAACUGGUCUGAAAGGAAAGAGGGGCUCAUAGGUCUUCAGAACUUACUGAAAAGUCAGCGGACACUGAGCCGAGUUGAGUUGAAAAGACUAUGUGAAAUAUUUACUCGCAUGUUUGCUGACCCUCACAGCAAGGUCUUUAGCAUGUUUCUGGAAACCCUGGUUGAUUUCAUCAUCAUUCAUAAAGAUGACUUGCAGGAUUGGCUUUUUGUUCUCCUGACACAGUUGCUAAAGAAAAUGGGAGCAGAUUUGCUGGGGUCUGUGCAGGCGAAAGUUCAAAAAGCUCUGGAUGUCACCAGGGAUUCUUUUCCAUUUGAUCAACAAUUUAACAUUUUGAUGAGGUUUAUUGUAGAUCAGACCCAAACACCAAACCUGAAGGUGAAAGUUGCUAUCCUGAAGUAUAUUGAGUCCUUGGCAAGACAGAUGGAUCCAACAGACUUUGUGAACUCUAGUGAGACAAGACUUGCUGUAUCUAGAAUUAUAACUUGGACAACAGAACCAAAGAGCUCAGACGUGAGAAAGACCAUGCAUAGUUGGGUGGGUGAGGAUUUGCCAGCUAGGACAACUACAGCUUCCUCAGGGCCCGGUGAAGGAAACUUGGAAGAGAAAUGUAAACAGGCAGCACAAAUAGUCCUGAUUUCUCUCUUUGAAUUGAACACUCCUGAGUUUACCAUGUUACUUGGUGCCUUGCCAAAAACAUUCCAGGAUGGUGCUACCAAGCUCCUGCACAACCACCUCAAGAACUCGAGUAACACCAGUGUGGGUUCCCCCAGCAAUACCCUUGGUCGGACCCCUUCCCGGCACUCCAGCAGCAGAACCAGCCCCUUAACUUCACCUACCAACUGUUCCCAUGGUGGGCUGUCUCCAAGUCGGUUCUGGGGUUGGAGUGCAGAUGGGCUGUCGAAGCACCCCCCUCCCCUUUCUCAGCCUAACUCCAUCCCCACUGCUCCUUCCCACAAGACUUUCAGACGCUCUUACUCUCCCAGUAUGCUGGAUUAUGACACGGAGAACCUAAAUUCUGAUGAAAUCUACAGCUCUCUUCGUGGAGUCACAGAAGCAAUAGAAAAAUUUAGUUUCCGUAGUCAAGAGGACCUGAAUGAGCCAAUCAAACGUGAUGGAAAGAAAGACUGUGACAUUGUGUCUCGAGAUGGUGGCCUUGCUGUGCCUACCAGUGAUGUCCGUGGAAGCAGUGACAUUGUGGAAGGUGGAAGGAUGGCUCUAGAUAACAAAACUUCCCUACUUAACACCCAGCCUCCCCGCGCCUUUUCAGGGCCACGUGCUCGAGAAUAUAACCCCUAUCCUUAUGCUGACACAAUUAACACCUAUGAUAAGACUGCCCUGAAGGAAGCAGUGUUCGAUGAUGACAUGGAUCAGCUUCGGGAUGAAGUGCCCAUUGACCAUUCAGAUUUGGUGGCCGAUCUUCUGAAAGAGCUCUCCAACCACAACGAACGAGUGGAGGAGCGGAAAGGAGCUCUCCUGGAACUGCUGAAGAUCACAAGGGAAGAUAAUCUUGGAGUUUGGGAGGAACAUUUCAAAACCAUUCUGCUCUUGCUGCUGGAAACUCUGGGAGACAAAGAUCAUUCAAUAAGAGCCCUGGCACUGCGAGUCCUGAGAGAGAUCUUACGAAACCAGCCAGCAAGGUUUAAGAACUAUGCAGAGUUGACUAUCAUGAAAACACUGGAAGCACAUAAAGAUUCCCACAAGGAGGUCGUCAGAGCUGCUGAAGAAGCUGCUUCCACCCUGGCAAGUUCCAUCCACCCUGAGCAAUGCAUCAAGGUGCUUUGCCCCAUCAUUCAGACUGCAGAUUAUCCAAUUAAUUUAGCUGCCAUCAAAAUGCAGACGAAAGUAAUUGAGAGGAUUUCAAAGGAAUCGUUGCAUCAGCUCCUUCCUGAUAUCAUUCCUGGGUUAUUACAGGGUUAUGAUAAUACAGAGAGCAGUGUCCGUAAAGCUAGUGUAUUUUGCCUAGUGGCAAUUUAUUCAGUAAUUGGAGAAGAACUGAAACCUCAUCUCGCACAACUCACAGGAAGCAAGAUGAAGCUACUAAACUUGUACAUAAAGAGGGCCCAGACCACCAACAGCAACAGCAGUUCCUCUUCAGAUGUUUCAACGCACAGUUAAUGGAGAUAUGUGGACAUAUGUGUAGACUUAGAAGCAAUCAACGGUGCCUCUCAGAGACCUUUCUGCUACUCUUCACUGGCGUGCUUCAUCAGCUCAAGGAGGCCAUGCAGAUAUUUAUUGCAAUCAGUAUUUUAGUUCCUUAAAAGCUUUUAUGUAGAAUCUUACUGGUAUUGAAUGUAAAGGAAGCAAGGUCUGUGUUGCAGUCUUCAUUAAAAGUGAACAACAGAAAGCCAUACUUAAACAUAUUUGUAUAGCCUGCUGAAAUCUCAGAAAUAUGUUUAGGUUAGCAUUCCAAAACUGAGUUCAGAAACCUGGAUAUGCAUAAAAGUCAAACAAAUCUUGUUGGUUUAGUUCAUACCCAGUUUUAGUUUCUGUGUGCUAGUUACCUGUUCUCUCCCAUCAGCUGCUCUGGCUAGGUUCUCUUCUUCUUACAAGUCUUGUGGUCCUGUUCUGUACUCCCUGCUGCAUCUUACCUAAUGUGCAGAGCUGUCUGCAGGGAGAUCUUUGCAGAUGUGGUUGUGAUUCCAGCCUUGGAUGCUUUAAUACUGGGAGAUAUCAAGUGCAUAAUGAAAAAGUAGGUUCUUUUUAAACAUCUGAGAUUUUGUACAUAGUUCUUCUGACUGACCUUUGAUAGGCUAAUUUCUCUUUAACUGCUCUCCAGCCAGCUGUGCUAUGCAGAACAGCUGGGCUCUUGCUCCUUUCAUUGACUGUGUAAAUAUUUCUCCCCUCCUAACCCAUUUGGCUCUUUCAUAUGCUCAAAAGACUCUCCAGGUUACUUGUCACUCCACAAAGGGAACCUGAGACCCAGUUCUGGGACUGAUGGCCUGCGAACGGGACACUGGAGUUGGGUGGGUGAGUGUUGGAUUAGGUACUGAGGGUGCCCAUGGGUGGGCAGUGGGGCUCGCAGGGCUGUGUCUCAGUGCUGCCUUGUGAGGCUAGCUGCAUUUUUGAAGUAUAUAGUGUUGAAGGGCUGAUCUGCUGCUCUGACCUGACCCACUGGCAGUGGGUGGUGAACGGCUUUAUCCCCACAACUCCUUUAUGCUUUGGGCAAAAUGUUCACCAUAGAGGUCAGAAAGAGUGUCUGAAACGGAACAAAAAGACCCCGUGGAAGCACCUGCUGAGCCAUCUGGGACAAUGCUGGUUGCCUGCCACAUCUCUCCUCCUGUGCCUGAAAAGCCUGCAGUGCUGUUAGCUGCCUUUAGAAACUUCCUUCUUCCUGGCCAGCACCACGCACAGCCCUGCUGGGUGCUCUGUAUUUUGGAGGGGUGUGGAGAGCCCUUGCUGGGCACUACUGUCAACAGGGUGCUCUGGAUAAGGGUACCACAGCGCAAAUCCUUUUGCAGCCUCAUGACACAGACCAGGUCAGAGCCAAACCAGCAGCACCAAAUACCCCACAGCACAAGAUUUCCCAAAGGGAACAUUCUCCAUUUGGAAAUGGUGAGCUCCCAUGCCUCUGCCUGUAACCAGGGGAAGCAGGAGGAGGAUGCUAGUGCUGUGUUUGGCCCUGAGCUGGAUCCUGGCUGAUGGGCAUGCCCACCCCAAACAUACAGUGGAUUGGAACUGGCUUUUUGCCGGCAGUGCCAGCAGUGCAAGAGGAUGGUGGACCUGCAGCUUAUAGCUGCAGCUGUGCUGAUGGAUGUGUGCUCCCUGGCUAUUCUCAGUGCCUUGGUCUCUCUCCAGCCCUUCCAUUUCUGCUUUGGGGAGCUGAAGGGAUGCCUUGGUAGUGUACUGAGAACGUGAAAGUCUACUGCAGCAGGGAGUGCAGUGAGGAGGGUAAAGCCACAUUGUUCUCCCUUCCUGUCAGUUCAUCCCUGUGUGUCUAACCCCUGGCCUCAAGGAGCUGGGAGGUGAUGCUUGGUGCCAGCUCCCUUCCCAGUCCUUGGCUCAGGAAGGACUGGGGGCUGGUGGGAACUGUGCAAGAUUGGGCUGCUAAGCUUGUUGGUCCUUUUCCCUGCUGAUGUGAGAACAGAGGAGGUGACCUGCUCCCACGUUUGUUAGGAUAUGUCCAGGCUUUUGCAGGCUGCAGGGUUAGUUCCCUCAGCUUUCCCCAAGCGUAAUGCCAUAGCAGGAGAAAGGUGAGAUCUUGGUGGGUGGGAUUCCCCCAGGGUCUUUCCCACAGGCUCAGAAAAGCCAUCCUCAUCAGAGGGAGGAUCGGCUGCUCCAUGGUUGGUGUCUCCCUUUCCGUGGACCAUUUCUUUUCAACAUCUUUCAGUAUGCUUAUUAGAAUAUUAUUCUUUUUAAUUUUUGAAUGAUUCAGAUUAUUGUCGUUUAACACAAAUUUAUUUUCCCUUUUGAGGAAAUACUCAGCUGACUUGUUGGCAGCAGUUAGCUGUCUUGUGUGAAUUUUUAGUGGUGGGUUUGGUUUUUUUUUUUUGUUGUUUGGUUUGGUUUUGAUUUUAUUUUUAUUUUUUUUUUAAUUUGUACUUUGACUGCUUAGUAUUUAUGCCUCUCCUUCUCCUCAUCUCAGUUCAGCGUCUUCUGUUCCAGAUCUGUGGUUCAGGAGGUCAGCAUAGCUGACCAGAUGGAGAUUAGUCCCUCCCAGCUGUAAUGGAGCUUGGUCCAUCACCGUUUGCUGUUUCUUUAUUAUUGUUUUUAAUAGCACACUAUAGUAAAUCUCCAGGAAUUGAAUUCCUUCUCAAAUGUUUUUAUAUAUUUUAUCAAAUCCUGUUAGUAUGCACUGAGAGCGAACACACUGUAUCGUCCCUGAAAUGAUGCUGGUGCAUGUGCUGACACUGUGGUAGGAGUUAACAGCUCAUCCUUGACAAGAUACAUGCAACUGGCUGCUGCUCCAGUGACCUGUGUUUUCCAAUACUACUGGCACACUCGGGACUGCAAAUGGUAGAACCAGGCCUUACUUUCUAAAUCAGAUUCGGUUCUGUUUGUCAAUGGAUGCUCUUUAAUGUGCUACUUAAUUUUGUUACGUGAGUCAGUCAAGGAUUGUUCAUCCUUUGAGUACUCUAGAAGUAUGUUAUACCUGUAUACAGUAGAGAGCAUUCUCCUUAGGUAUUUAUAAAUCAUUGCGUAUAAUGUACAUAGUAAGGUUGUUUAGUAUGUUGAACAUGACCCGAUUAAUUUUUUUGUGUUUCCUUUGAAGUACUCAAAGGGCUAGCUCUGAAUGUCACCUCUCUGAUCUCCAGUGUUCUGACUUCAACAAGAUGUACAAUCAUUUUGUUUUCUCUUCAGCAAGCAUAAAGGUCUCUCUGGCUACAAAUCACAGUGUCCAUGCACGCUUGCAGAGAAAGAUCUGCAUGCUGGCAGUGCCUCACCGCACCGGUGAAGCUUGUGUUCAUGUUCUCCUGGCAGUAGGCAUCUACUGCAGCUGACUUUUGUUUUCCUUGCUGCCCAUUAUGCAGGGCUUCAAUUUUUCGUAUCUUAAAAAAAAAGAAAAAAAAAAGAAAAGAAAAAAAAUAGUGAAUUUUCUUUGCCCACCAUGCUCUAGAAGUCUGAAUGGGAGCAAACUCUCAGCAGACAGUGGCUCCUGGCUGCAAGGUUGCCGAAAUCUCGGAUGUGGAUGUUUUUUCUGCCAUUGGCUGCACCAGUGCUCCGUGGGCAUGGGCAGAUACCAGAUCCAUCCGCCCCACAGGUCUACGUACUGUAGUUCUCAUGUAGUGCAGAAAUACCGAGGCAUGUGGCUUUCUUAAGGUACACUAUGUGUGCUUGCCUGGAUUACAAUACAAUAUGAGACUGUCUUUUUUUAUUGCUUAUUACUAGCUUACCAAUAACCUGUAUAAGUAAUGUAACUCGCAUCUUUGUCAUCAAAAACUUUUCUCCCCACCCCUUUAUUUAUCAAGCAUAAUAUUACAUAUUAAGGGACAGAAAAAAUAGACCUUUGUAGAAUGCAGCAGGACAUUGCUAACAAUGUUUUAAAUGGGAAGUAAAAACCUGCUCUGAAAAACGCCAGCCACGAGAAAUGACUUUGUUGGCACCGUGUUCAUGCGCAUGUAUUUUUUUCUAUUUUUUCCGCUUUUGUCAUGUUACAUCCAUAUCUGUAUUUAUAUCUUAUUUGUUUCACUUUUGAGUGUAUCAUGGCAAUUGUACAGAUGGUUUUUGUUAACAUUUACGUGAUAGAAUUUGCUAAGAAAAAAAAAAAUAAAACCUUUUGAGUUUGCCCUAGAA